Molecule: messenger RNA, 1105 nt
Organism: Schistosoma margrebowiei
Lineage: Eukaryota; Metazoa; Platyhelminthes; Trematoda; Strigeidida; Schistosomatidae
Source: the annotation of a GenBank genome assembly
CGUCGAAACAAACGGCGGGCGGUUCUGAGUUGACCUUGAUUUUUAUUGUGCUGUUCACGUAAAUGUCGUGUAGACAUGCAAGCUUAGAUUGUCAACAUGAACUUGAAAAUCUACGUUACAACUUAACAAAAGCGAAUAGUUUUAUAGCUGAAUUAGAAACAAAACUUAAUGAUUUACAUAUGAAAUAUGAUACUGACUGUUGUAAAUAUGAAGAGAAGAUACAAAUCUUAACAGAACGGCAUGAAAGAUUAAUCUCAAGUCAUCAACGAUUAAGUAAACUUAAUCACGAAUUAGAAGAGAGAUUAUUAGAUACUAUUGAGAAGUCCAGUAUUGAAAUUCAUCAAUUAACUGAAGAAUUGGAAUCAACUAAAAACACUUUAAGAACAGCACAACAGACAUUAAAUUCUAUCGUGGAGGAAAGGGAUCGUUGUAAAGAAGAUUGUAUUUCUGCUGUCAAAUUGCUUCAGGCAAAUCCAAAUCAAUUCAUAUCCGAAUUGCCACCAGUUGAAUCCGCAUCAUCCGAUAAAAUUCAUGUAUUAACAAACCUUAGCAACGGAGAUUGCUCACAUGGUGCAAAUAACUCACCAUUUUCCAGUUCAGCUUCUAUCUUUUCAACAUUUUUACCAACUUUCCCACCUGUUGGACUUUUUACUGGCAUACAGAUGGAGAAUAAUUUGCAAGUAUCACAAAAAAAUUCUUCAAAUAAUACUUAUGAUCGUAACAUUAAUUUGUUGAAUAAAACGACAGUAGUAACAUCUGCUGUGAACUAUACAUCUUCAUGUAAAUCUAGCGGCAUAAUUGAUUUAUAGUUCUUUACGUAUUUUUCUUGAACCAACUUUUUAAUUGUUAACAUGAUGUUAAUUUCUGUUUAUUUCUUACCUGUGAUAUUUAUAUUUACGUAUGUUCAGUGCAGAUAGAGUUUUAUUUCUUUUUACUAGCAUCCAGGUUCCCUUUAUAUGCUUGCCUAAUGCAAUCAAUAAAAGCUUAACAUAUAAUUUGUAAGAUUUAAAAAUGUGUAUAGGUGAGUAAAAUUCCUGAUCUUUUGAAAUAAUCUGUAGAGUAAAUUUAUAUCUAAAUGAUUCGUAAAUAAAGAAUGUGCACUCAA